Messenger RNA from Gongylonema pulchrum, 390 nucleotides. Lineage: Eukaryota; Metazoa; Nematoda; Chromadorea; Rhabditida; Gongylonematidae. The record is from the annotation of a GenBank genome assembly.
AUGGGAGUCGGUGCUCCGGAUGUGGUGGUCGAUAGUCUGGACGGUGUGAUGGUUGUUCUGGUCGGUCUUCAGGGGAUGGGGGUCGGUGCUCCGGCCGUGGUGGCCGGUAGUCUGGACGGUGUGAUGGUUGUUCCGGUCGGUCUUCAGGAGAUGGGGGUCGGUGCUCCGGCUGUGGUGGCCGGUAGUCUGGUCGCUGUGAUGGAUGUUCCCAUCUGUACGGAAUUUCGAGGUGGGAAACGGGCGGGCGAUGUUCGGGAUGGGGGGGUGGUGGCGGAGUAUAUGCCACUGGUUGAUGUUCCGGUCUACCAGGAAUUUCUUGCGCUGGUUGCCUCAGGUGCGGCCAGUAUUCCGGCGCAGUUGGCUGUUGCGGUGCGUAGGUGGAUAUGGUAA